Molecule: messenger RNA, 1042 nt
Organism: Daphnia pulex (common water flea)
Lineage: Eukaryota; Metazoa; Arthropoda; Branchiopoda; Diplostraca; Daphniidae
Exons: 2
Coding region: 504-875 (123 amino acids)
Source: RefSeq, a predicted model, not a curated record
UUUUGUUUACACUCUCAAUUUUUAUAGGAUAUUCUAAUCUUAUACGUUGGUUAUCCGAGAUUCGAAUACCUCUUAGCUAGAAUAGGUCUGGUAGAUGGUCUUACCUAUUCUAAAUCUUCGACUAUCUAUAAGACAAUCCUUAUUCGAAAUAGAAUACCCUUCGUACCUCCGGGUAUUCGAAGAUCGAGUUUGAAUAAAACGCCCCCUCCAUUCGAAUUCGAAUACCAGGUAUUCGAAUUUUUGCAUCAGCGUCAGUAAACGUUGCCAUCCAAGAGAUAUUUAUCAAUAAAAAUCAUUUUAAAAUACAGAAUACUGGAUAGAAAUCCAACAAAUAAUUCUUAGACACCGGGAUUUGAUUUAAUAUAACAGAUUUAGCAAUAUUGAAACAAUAAAUAUUUUUUGUCAAAUCUAAUUUGAACUAUGGCAAACAUCCAGCAUGCAAAAAAAGUUAAUGACGGUCGUCAGUGCAGACUAUUUUGACAGUUAUAUGAUUGAGGGCUUUAAUGGAAUCUAAAACUUGUAUCUCAACUUUAUCUGCAGAAGACCUGCUGUUGCAUCUCCUGUCGACUAGAAAACUGCCGGCUGGAAUUCCAGAAAAAUUGCUAGCUGCUGAUAUUGAUGGACAGUGCCUUCUCUGUUUAGAUGAAACAAAUGUUGAAGUACUUCAACUAACACUGGGACACAAGAUGAAACUGCUUAGUUUCAUAAAAACAAUCAAAAGUCAGCAGCCCCAAGAGCAAAAAAAGGAAUCUACUGGAAUUGUGGCUUGUGAUCCAACGAUAGAAUACGAACCAAUCGUCAACGAGAAUCAGAUACUUGAUAUCAUUGUGACGGACCAACCUUCAAAUAACAAUGUAUUUCGUCGAGCUUUUUAAGAUUAAUUUUUCAAAAAUGACAAACUUAGUUUUCCUUUCCGAAUUGAUCGAAAUGGUUGAGUCUAUUGCCACGACUUUCCGUCUGCUUUUUCGUUACGCGACGGACCUCACAGUCUAUUACCACGAAAUAGUUUUCUUGUCAAUAAACAACAGAUUGUCUAUUGCCA